AUGCAGCAAUGCUUCGGAUACAUUCAGUGCCUCGUUGACGCUGAUGCUGGAACACUCGAGAGCGCCAAUGCUGUUAUCAAUGAAUCCGGCUUUUACGGAACAUUCGUAGUGGUCCCAGUCGUCGGUGGGGACAUGAUCGUUGAGCGGCCUAUCCAGACCAUCAACCGUGGUAGGCUCAAUGGGAACGCAUUCCUUGCAGUUACGAAUGCCUUCGAAGGCACUGUAUUCGUUAAUGCGAACUUUUCCGCACAAAUGACGGCCACGGAUUACGUUACGCAGCUCUUCCCUCUGUUCAAUCAAGCGCAGAUUGAGGAAACAGUGCAGCAGUAUACGAAUAUCGGACUGAACACCGUCAACGAUCAAGCAAUUGCGAUUAUGGGAGAAUCUAUCUUCAUUUGUCCGACGUAUCGCCUACUUUCGGCAUUCCCUGGGCGGUCUCAUAAGGGCUUAUUUGCUGUGCCACCGGGCGAGCACGGCAACGAUGUUCUCUACUACUUCCCAGGAACCACCGGCCCGUCAUUCAAAAAUCCUCAGUUCUCUGCUUCUUUUUCAGGCUCGUUCCUCGGAUUCGUCAAAUUUGGGGAUCCUAAUAUACACCCUGUUAAUAAUGAUAUCACUCCGGCCUGGAAAACGUUUAGUCAAGGAAACACGGAAAUGCUCUUCAAUAGGACUGAAGAUUUCCAGCCGGAUAUUCGGCCCUUCACGACUGAUCCGGCAUUGUUGGAGCGAUGCGAAUUCUGGAAGAGUGUUGCGCCCUCGGUUCUACAGUGA
Molecule: messenger RNA, 771 nt
Organism: Fomitiporia mediterranea MF3/22
Lineage: Eukaryota; Fungi; Basidiomycota; Agaricomycetes; Hymenochaetales; Hymenochaetaceae
Product: alpha/beta-hydrolase
Exons: 6
Coding region: 1-771 (256 amino acids)
Source: RefSeq, a predicted model, not a curated record